This is a messenger RNA of Eruca vesicaria subsp. sativa (arugula), 632 nucleotides long. The record is from the annotation of a GenBank genome assembly. NCBI's taxonomy places the organism in Eukaryota, Viridiplantae, Streptophyta, Magnoliopsida, Brassicales, Brassicaceae.
ACCAAACUUCCAUUACAUCUCUCUCUCUCAAAACAAGAACACGAGACUUUCUAAAUCAUUCUUCUUCUGCACAUCGACAAUGAUCUCUGUCGUAAUCCUCGCUAAGCUACUGGUGGAGUACACAUCAGCUCUCGCUAAACUCACCGCCGGGAUGCUUCCUAGACGGCAAGGCGGCGACAACAACGUCGUAAGAGUUGGCGGUUUCAUCUUGCCUUGUCCUUCUCCUACGAGUACUAACCGGUCGUCGCAGUUUCCUGACUUUUCUUCUCAUCUCGUAGACUUCUGAUCUGUGCGACGACUUUGUUUCGGAUCUUCUCCUGCUUCUUGAUGUAAUCGAAGAGUGACGGCUGAGAUUUUUUCCAACUAGAGUAUCUCUGCCUUUCUUUCUGUAGGUUGUGAUGAAUCUCUUAGAGAUUUUGUAAAUUUUUGUAUCGAAAUAUAAUAGAAAGUUAUAUAUCUUUGAUGAACUCAUGAUCUUUAGUCUUUACCUAAUGAUCACCGGAAAAUUUAUGGUCUAGUCUAACUUCUUUUUAUUCUUUUUUUUUUUUGCCAUGGUUAUACUAAUUAGAUUUAAAACUUUUGUAUCAUCUACAAGCAAGUAUCAUUUUAUAUGAAAAUUCACAAUUUGGCAA